CUUUUAGUCGGGAAGAUGUCAGCUUGUAGAAAUUUGAAGUGAGUGUGGUUAUUCCGUCAUGAAGUAGUGAAAUUUUUGUAAAUGUGUUCAGUUAAAAAAUCUUACAAUGAGUAAAGAAGGUAGUAGCAUACGAAGCAAAAAGACUCAUUCUGCAAAACCGUACGAUGUUUCACAAUCUUUUGUGGCGAAAGUGGCAUCGCGCUUUACCGGCCUGAAUCCACGCUCGUUGAUCAACCGAUGGUUGGGUCCCGGAGAAGCCAGUGGCGAGCCAAUCCAUCCGGCGUCCUCUAAUUUCGUUAAUUCACAUCCAGUUGCGAAUCUUGAUGAAGAUGUCGCUAGCGACGAGGCCAGACCUUCAAAAAGGCCCAGGCUGCCUGUCGACUCACCAUUUCCUACAAAUAAGCGAUUCGCUAAUGUUACAGUAAAUGAAGAAAUAAGUCCUAUUGUACCAGUAAUAGCUAAUGACGUAGCUGGUGAACCUGGUAGCUCUCGUCAAAUUAAUAGAAAUCCAAGUUUCUCCAGUAUGAAAAAGAAUGCAACGCCUAGACGGACAGUGAAGAAAAUGUCAGCUCCAACCACCAUUACCACCCAAGCAAUUAUUGAAAAUUCAGAAAAAUUUAAUGGUGGUGACGAUUGUUCAGAAAGUAGUGAAUCGACCAGUGGAUGCUCGUCACUGGUUCCUCAAGCACAAUCCUCGUUACAAUCCAGGCACAACGAGUCCAGGCGCCUCAGCCUAUCAGGUGCUGGCAAUUUAAAUGGAUCGUUAUUUCCUGGUCGAAGUAGUCCUAAAGUUGACUUGUCGUUGGUGAAUAGAAGACGUCCCUCUUUUAAUGCAACCACAUUUAAUUCAUCAAGGUUAUUCAACAACAGCGCAAUGAAUAGCUCGAUAUCCAGGUCGCCGUUCUACAGCGGGCGGACAAUGUACGGCGGUGCGUCGGCCUACCAGUCGACGACGGCCGGUCUGUUCGCACCUUCCCCGCGUCGCGCCGGCGUCACUGUGCGCCCCCUCUCCACCGCCAACUCCUCCGCCACACCCGCACUUAGUGCCACCGCCAAGCGCAUUCUCGACGUCUUGGAGCAGUUCUCCACACCUGUGGUGGACGCGAAACGUGUGCCGGUGACGCCAGGCACAGCCACGGCUAAGCGCAAGCUGAACCGCUACGCAGAGCUGGCAGUGCCGCAGACGUCGGACCUGCUGCGUGUGAAGCGACGCGAACGGCUGCAAGACUCCACCUGCGCCGCAAGGCAAGCAUCCAUCUCCAGCUCCUCUGCCUCUGCCUCUGCCAACGCAACCGCAACCGCAGCCGCAACCAAGCACAAUCCACAACCCCACUACAGGCUAGGGAAUGAAGGCAAAAGUUCUCAGUCAUCGCACAUAGGCAAACUGAAGCGCAAUGAAGAAGUAGAUGAGGAAACGGUGGAAGAUGUGCGAUUACCUGAGGCUGUUCUGCCCAUUGAUAAGCUGCCUCGCAUCGACAUCACAGUUCCCCCUCCUCCACCUCCCAAUAAGACAGUCUUCGAAAUCAAGUCGAGUCAGUCGUUCUCGUUAUCAAAAGCUCCAGCGGUCAGUGCUAACCACUUCACAUUCUCCAAACCAGCUCCGGCACAAAUCGAUAGCAGUAGACUUAAUAGUGAAGCAAAGCAAUCGUUUGUUUUCAGUGAACCUUGCAAAUGGAGUGAAGGAUCGGUUGUGAAGAAUGAUUCGGCCAAAAGUAAUGUUAGCAAAGUAAUGUCUGAUAGUAGUGUUGGGAAGGGAAUGGGUUUCAGCGUUAGUAAAGUAAGUAGUCCUAAUAGUUCGAAGGCGUCGGAAAUGCCAACAGCAACAAGUGUGGUAGAUAGUAAAACGGUCAAUCACAAAGACAGCAGUAGCUGGAAGUGUUCAACAUGUAUGGUGAAGAACAGUGAAGAGAGCAGUAAAUGUUCAGCGUGCGGUACUAGCAAAACUGUCCCGCCCAGCUCUGUAGCCUCGCCGAUAGUGUUCAAGGUGCCGGCCGAUACGUGGCAGUGCAAAGAAUGCUUCAUCAGAAACAAGAACACAGUGAAUGCUUGUGCUGCGUGCACGAGUCCCAAGCCCACUGCUAGCAAGCCUCCCCCAGCUGUUUCUGCUCCAUCUUCUACGCCCCAGACUUCUACCUCAGUCACAUCAAGCAGUGUCAACAGCUUCGGAGACAAGUUCAAGAUGCCAAGCAGCAAGUGGGAGUGUAAAGAAUGCUUUGUCAGGAAUGACAACACGGCGCAGAGUUGCGUUGCUUGCUGCACUCCCAAGCCAGGAGCUGCUGCUGCUGCCCCACAAACAAAGAAGCCAGAGGUGAGCGGAUUCGGCAACAUGUUCAAGAAGCCGCAAGGCUCGUGGGAGUGUGGCAGCUGCAUGAUCCAGAACAAGCCAGAUUGCAGCAAGUGUGUCGCCUGUGAGACACCCAAACCAGGCACCAGCGCCAGCGCCGAGAAGCCAACCGCAGCUCCAGCGUUCUCAUUCGGCAAGCCCAUCACCAUUGAAGGCGCAGGACAAGUCACGUUUGGAUUCGGCGCCAACACCUCUGCUCCUAAAAGCGAAUCCACCACGCCGUCCUCCAACUUUGUGUUUGGUGCUACAAAUACAGCGGCCACAAAUGCCAAGUUCACAUUCGGCAUGCCACCAUCCGAUACCAAUGACACUGCUCCAAAGGAGAAGAAAAUCAAGUCACCCGAGAAAGCAUCCAAUCCUUUGCAAGAGCUUGAAAAGUUACAGCAGAAACAAGCAGCUGAUACAACGGUUCCUUUCAAGUUUGGAUCCACUGUCAAUCAUUCUAGUACUGAUAACAAGAGUUCCACAUUGCCUCAAACAAAUAGUUUGUUCAGUGCAGAUGCGUCCAAAUCAGUCACGAAACAAGAAGCGGAUGCUCCCAAGCCUGCUAUGGCCAACUUCAUGUUUGGUUCAAGCUCCUCAACGCCUGCCACCAGUAAACCCAGUGAACCGGUUGUGACAAACUUUGCCCAGAGCUCGGAUCCAGCAAAGAUUGUAUCUUCUGAGCCUGAAAAGUUUUCGUCGCCCUCAGUUCCAAGCCCAAUGUUUGGUGGUACCUCAACAGAUAAGCAGCCAAUUUCCAAUUUGUUCUCGUUUGGAUCGAGUAAUUCAACAGCAUCAACUGAAAAGAAGGGUCCAGUGUUUGGUAGCAGUAGUUUGACUGCUUCGAAACCGGCCGAGGAGCCGGCAAAGCCACUGUUCGGCGCAUCCGCAAGUUCGUCAAUGUUCAUGACGCCUGUGUCUGAGCAGAAGAACAGUCUGUUUGGAGCUGCUAGUGAGACGAAGUCGGUGUUGGGGAAUGUGAGCAGCAGCAGCACUGUGCCAGCGUUCGGAGUGCCCUCGGAGCCGGCCAAGUUUGGCCAGACGGCGCCAGUGCCGACAACCACGGCUGCUGGUUUCACUUUUGGAUCGGCAGCAGUCUCCUCGCCAUUCCUGUCUGCCGGGUCGGCCGACAAAAGCAAGCCGAUGUUCGCGAUGCCUGCAACCGCGCCAGCGCAGUCGACUGGUUUCGGAGGUUUUGGUGCGCCGGCGGCCGAACCUGCCAAGCCGACGCCGGCGUUCACUUUUGGCGCGUCGGCCGCCCAGCCCGCUCCGGCCACUAGCAACGCGUUCGCUUUCGGUGCCACAGCUGCGCCCGCUCAGAAUUUUAACUUCACAGCUAAGGAGAAUGAGCAGCCGAGACCAGCAUUCCAGUUCAACGCUGGCCCAAGCCAGGCGGCGACCCCCGCAUUUGGGGUGCAACCGCCCCCAGCCUUCGACAGCCAGCCGGCCCCCUCAGCCCCCGCCCCUACCCCCUUCUCAUUCGGCGCUCAACAACCUGCCGCCCCCGCCCCUGCUACCAAUCUCUUCAGUUUCGGACAAGCUCAGCAGCAGCAGCAGCCAGCUGCACCGUCGACGUUUAUGUUUGGCAGCGCUGCAGCGACACCCGUGCAGCCUCAGCCCACUGUGCCCACCUUCGACCCCAACGCAAGGCCCACCUUCAACUUCACGGCCGGCGCCCCUGCUCCUACAUUCUCUGCGACAACUCCGUCUACACCUGUAUCCACUACUACUGGAAGACCCAUCAAGAAAGCUAUCCGAAGAACUGGACACAUGAAUCGGUAAAGUUAACAUUUAUUUAUCGAAUUAUUAGUCAUUAAGGCAACAACAAAAUAUUUAAUACUUAAUUAUCAGCUUUUUUUAUUGAAGUAUCAGAUACA
Nilaparvata lugens (brown planthopper) is the source of this 4203-nucleotide messenger RNA. RefSeq names its product nuclear pore complex protein Nup153. The record is from RefSeq and is a predicted model, not a curated record. Gene Ontology annotation, molecular function: structural constituent of nuclear pore. The coding region runs from base 107 to 4108 and encodes 1333 amino acids. NCBI's taxonomy places the organism in Eukaryota, Metazoa, Arthropoda, Insecta, Hemiptera, Delphacidae. Gene Ontology annotation, cellular component: nuclear pore. Gene Ontology annotation, biological process: protein import into nucleus; RNA export from nucleus. The transcript has 11 exons.